Paramecium sonneborni is the source of this 306-nucleotide messenger RNA. The record is from the annotation of a GenBank genome assembly. Lineage: Eukaryota; Ciliophora; Oligohymenophorea; Peniculida; Parameciidae.
AUGCGGGAAUAUUCAUAUUUGAGAUGGAAUGAAUUUAAUGAAUAUUAAUAAAAUAAUACAAUGAGUGGAAGACCUAGAAGACCAAGAAGAGGAUAAUAGGAGGAAGAGAAAAAAAGAAGUUCAGAUAAGGAGGCUUAGGAAGAUUAAGUGGGUGUAUAGUCUUCAGAGGGAACUCCAGAUGAAGAAGAUUCAGGGGAGGAAUUAAUUAAUGAGAAUAUGAUAAAUGACUAUAAACCUAUGCCUGAAUAAGAUAGAUAUGAAUCAGAGGGAAUAGAUGAUGAAGAAAUGCAUGGAGAUAUGGAUUGA